AUGAACGGAACUGUGAGUGAUCGGAGAACUAAAAUCUUGUGUACCCUCGGUCCAAGUUCAAGUGAUAUUGCCACGAUCAAAGAGAUGAUGAAAGCAGGCAUGAAUGCAGCUCGUUUGAAUUUCUCUCAUGGUGAUCACGAAAUGCAUGGAAAAACGAUCGAAACCAUCCGUAGAGCUGCCAGUGAAUUGAACAUUCCGUUUGCAAUUGUACAAGAUUUACAAGGACCAAAAAUUAGAAUUGGCAAACUUGCAAAACCCUUCAUCAUUGAAGAAGGUGAAGAGUUGAUCAUUACCACUGAUAAGAAUGUCAUUCCAACCGGUGAAGAUCAUGAACCACGCCCUCGAAAAGUCUCCACCUCCUAUCCUCUUCUCGCCAAGGACUGCCGUGUUGGAUCUCAUCUCAUGAUCGAUGAUGGCUAUUUGGAAGUUGUGGUUAUUGAAAAGAAUUCAGAAGAAACCGAAUUGAAAUGUAAAGUCAUUACGGGAGGUCUUUUGAAUCAAAAGAAGGGAAUUAAUUUGGCUGCUGCAUCUUCGGAGGAAGAAGGAGAAGAAGCCAGCAGCAUUAGUGCACCUGCUUUGACGGAGAAGGACAUUGCUGAUUUGGAAUUUGGAAUGAAAUGUGGUGAAAUAGAUUAUGUGUGUUUGAGUUUUGUUCGUUCCGCUCAAGACAUUAUCGAUGCCAGACAAUUAAUGAUGAAAUUUAGUAAUCAUUCAAAAACAGUUCCGAUUAUUGCAAAAAUUGAAAGAAUUGAGGCUAUACGAAAUAUUGAAAGUAUUAUUAAGGAAUGUGAUGGAAUUAUGGUUGCGAGAGGAGAUUUGAUGAUUGAAACUCGUUUUGAUGAAUUACCCAUUCUUCAAAAAGAUUUAAUUGAGAGAUCUUCCAAAGCAGGAAAAGUUGAUAUUACUGCCACUCAAAUGUUGCAAAGUAUGGUGGAUAACAAAAUUCCAACACGAGCCGAAGUGACUGAUGUGGCCAAUUCAAUUUUUGAUGGAACUGAUGUCACCAUGUUAAGUAAUGAAACAGCUACAGGAAAGCAUCCUGUUUUGGCAGUGAAAACCAUGAGUACCAUUGUGAGAACUGCCGAUUUGAAUUGUGAUCGAUUUGGAAGAUUGUCUGCACAUGAAAAUGAAUUUGAUAGUCUUGCUGUGGAUUCCAUUGAUAUUGCUACUUGCAUGGCUGCUGCUGCCAUUGCAAAAAAGCAUACCUCUCUCAAAUUGGUCUGUUGCAUUACUCAUAGUGGUCGAAGUGCAUUCAAUAUUUCACAAUUUCGAGUGAGUGUUCCAAUUAUUGCACUCACAGACCAAAAUGGAACUUACAAUCGUUUGAGUUUGGGUUGGGGAAUUACACCUGUCUUGAUUAAGAAACCAAUUUCCGAGUAUUUGAGUAGUGAGGAAUUGUGUGCUCAAUAUUUGAAGGAAAAUGGUUUUGCACAAAGUGGAGAUUUGAUUGUGAUGGUAUUGGGUGCUGAGACUAUUAAUCACCAAGCUCAUACAGUACGAUUGGUGAAGUUACCUUAA
Naegleria lovaniensis is the source of this 1518-nucleotide messenger RNA. RefSeq lists its product as uncharacterized. Gene Ontology annotation, biological process: glycolytic process. The transcript has 5 exons. Gene Ontology annotation, molecular function: potassium ion binding; magnesium ion binding; pyruvate kinase activity. Bases 1 to 1518 code for a protein of 505 amino acids. The record is from RefSeq and is a predicted model, not a curated record. Gene Ontology annotation, cellular component: cytosol; cytoplasm. NCBI's taxonomy places the organism in Eukaryota, Heterolobosea, Eutetramitea, Acrasida, Naegleriidae.